Opisthorchis viverrini is the source of this 1755-nucleotide messenger RNA. RefSeq lists its product as hypothetical. Gene Ontology annotation, biological process: isocitrate metabolic process. Gene Ontology annotation, cellular component: mitochondrion. Bases 1 to 1755 code for a protein of 584 amino acids. Gene Ontology annotation, molecular function: isocitrate dehydrogenase (NADP+) activity; magnesium ion binding; NAD binding. Lineage: Eukaryota; Metazoa; Platyhelminthes; Trematoda; Opisthorchiida; Opisthorchiidae. The record is from RefSeq and is a predicted model, not a curated record. The transcript is spliced from 11 exons.
AUGUCGUUCGCCCUGCCGUUGUGUCGACUUUCUGCGGGUCUUUCUCAUCGAAUAGCCGUUGCAGAACGUUCAAUCCUGGUAGGAAAAUUCGCCUGUCGAUUAUACUCGAGUAUGGAGACGAAACGCAUUAAAGUAGCGAAUCCAGUGGUGGAUAUUGACGGUGAUGAGAUGACGCGAAUCAUCUGGGAAAAAAUAAAGAACACAUGCGAAUACUUUGACCUGGGUUUGCCCAAUCGUGACCACACUGAUGAUAUGGUCACAGUGGAGGCUGCGAAUGCCAUUAAGAAAUGCGGUGUAGGAAUCAAAUGUGCAACAAUCACUCCUGACGAACAACGAGUGGAAGAGUUCAAAUUGAAGAAGAUGUGGUUGUCUCCGAACGGCACAAUCAGGAAUAUUCUUGGCGGUACCGUCUUUCGCGAACCGAUCAUAUGCAAGAAUAUACCUCGUCUUGUUCCCGGUUGGACAAAACCAAUCAUUAUUGGACGUCAUGCACAUGGCGACCAGCUGUUUAAGAUAUUUUGCCAUCUCGGGCCAGUUUCCACUACCGGUAUAUCCUUGUCCAUGUUGUUGAUGAUGACCGAGUUUACCAAAACCAGAAUCGGGUCGGAAGUUGCGAGUGCAUUAAUCGGUUUGUUGUAUGGCUGUGAAACCUGGCCUAUUCGAGCGGCGGAACUGAGACGUCUUCAGGUGUUCGACAAUCGUUGUCUCAGAACCGUAACUCGUUACAAAGCCACCGACAUCGUUGUCAAAGAACCUGGAACGAUUGAGUUAGUUUUUACGCCAAAGGACACAGCUAAACCGCCCGAACGACACACUGUGUUCCAAUUUCCUGACGGAGGCGUCAGUAUGGCGAUGUAUAAUACGGACGAGUACAAAGCCACCGACAUCGUUGUCAAAGAACCUGGAACGAUUGAGUUAGUUUUUACGCCAAAGGACACAGCUAAACCGCCCGAACGACACACUGUGUUCCAAUUUCCUGACGGAGGCGUCAGUAUGGCGAUGUAUAAUACGGACGAGAGUAUUCGCGGUUUCGCCUACAGCUGUUUCGAGUAUGCGCUGAGCAAAAGGUGGCCGCUCUAUAUGAGCACAAAGAACACAAUUCUGAAAAGAUACGACGGUCGGUUCAAAGAUAUAUUCGAGGAAAUCUAUGUGAAGGACUACAAAACAGCUUUCGAAGCAGCCAAUAUCUGGUACGAGCAUCGACUGAUCGAUGACAUGGUUGCCCAAGCACUCAAAUCAUCCGGCGGGUUCGUAUGGGCUUGCAAGAACUACGAUGGAGACGUACAAAGCGAUAUUGUUGCACAGGGUUACGGUUCUCUUGGCCUAAUGACUUCUGUGCUCAUGUGUCCGGACGGCAAAACUAUCGAGGCAGAAGCUGCGCAUGGCACUGUAACCAGACACUACCGGGAACAUCAGAAGGGCAAACCGACUAGCACCAACCCGAUUGCUAGCAUUUUCGCCUGGACUCGUGGUCUGGCACAUCGGGGCAAACUGGAUAACAAUCAGGAAUUGAUCAAUCGCUUUCUAAAAAAAGUACUUUUCGUGGAUAACCAAUCGAUUUCGUUUGUCGCGCUUAGGUUUUGCGACGAUUUGGAGAAGGCCUGCAUUGAGACAGUGGAAAGCGGAAAAAUGACCAAAGACUUGGCCAUUUGUAUCCAUGGGUUGAAGGAUGUCAAGCCAGAGCACUUUCUCACCACUAUGGACUUCCUAGAGGCCAUUGCGUCCCGGUUGAGGGAGAAACGUGGCACUGCAUGA